AACUAGACAAGGAAUUAAUAUUUGACGGCUUAGUGAGCUUGCUGAGACACUGUUUCCUGUGCUCUUAAUGAAAAAUUGAGGCACGCAGUAGUUGCAACAUGGCAUUAGCAAGUGGACACUGGAUUCGAAAAGAAGCAAUUGGAGAUCCUCCCACUCCUAGACAUGGGCAUGCAUUGGCUAUUGCAGGAAAUAUAGCAUUCAUGUUUGGAGGCUGUUCCUUUCAUAAUACUUGUGAUGAUCAGCCAACAUAUUUAAAUGACUUCUACAUGUUGACAAUUACUCCUACUGAUCUGACUUGGGAAAGGAUACCACAGGAUGGACAUAUUCCUUGUCCAAGGCAAGGGCAUUCACUUUGCAUAGUAAAAGACAAGAUAUAUUUAUUCGGAGGUUCUUCAAGUGAGAAUGCUGAGCACUGCCUUCCAGGCAUCUACAUAUUUGAUCUUGGUUCCUUAACCUGGCAGAAAGUUACUACCACUGGUAUUGCACCUCUAACUCUCAAACACAGUUCAGCUGUUGUAGGGGAAAACAUCUAUGUGUAUGGUGGUACCAAGUGUGGAAAAGCUGUUGAUGACCUGUAUGUGUUCAAUACAGUAUCCCAGAGUUGGACUCCAGUCAAAACAUCUGGUUCAGCCCCAGGUGCCAGGUCAGGCCAUGCUUUUGCAUCCAUUGGAGAAAUCAUCUAUAUGUUUGGAGGUUGCUCCAACGAAGAUUACUAUUGUACAGAUGUGUUUGCACUGGACACAGUAUCUUUAUCAUGGCAAAAGUGUGAAGUCAAGGGAGAAAAGCCAGUUGGGAGGUCACAUCAUACAUUUACAGCGCACCAUGAUAAGGACAUUUAUCUGUUUGGAGGAACUUCAGAGUCUGAAGAGGGUCGCAAAAUCCAAAGGAAUGAUAUUAUGAAAUUAAGUUUAGCACGGAAGAAAUGGAAGAUGCCACUUUAUGUAGGGAUCCCCCCUGCUUGCAGACAGAACCAUGUUGCUUUUAUUCUCCACAGCCAUCUCUAUAUCUUUGGUGGAAUAAAUGGAAAAGAUUUCAACGAUCUUGUAGGAAUGAAAUUGAUAAAGCCUUCAGACAGACAACCUAUUAUGAAGGAGAUUUUUUCAGAACUGGGAAUCCAAGAAAUAAACAGCAGGUUUACACCCACCAAAAUCCCCAAAGUGAGAUAUGAACUAACAGAUUCUGCUUUGCUGGCUGCAUCAGUUUCUCCACCACCUCCUGUUCCAGCAACUCAGCUCCAAGAUUUCCAUUCUGUGCGUAACCAAGCAAUGGAGAUGAUUACACGGGCCUUUGCUUUGCUGGAUUCUGAAUUUCAAAAACUCGAAAUCGCAAAGGCUGAAUUGCUCCAAGCAACAUCGGUUUUCCAACAGGAAAAAGAGCAGUAUGACAUGCAAUUUAAAAAUCAACACAAGGACCUCCAAGACAUGCUAGAAAAACACAAGGCCCAAAAUGAAGCAUGGCUCAAAGCCAGAGCUGAAGAAAAUGACAAGGAAAGAAAAGAGCUCUACAGACUGAGGGAAGAGAUUCUAUAUGAUCAGGAAAGGUUGAGAGAUGAACAGCAAAGCAUUCAGCGGCACAACCAGCAGCUCCUUUCUAUAAUGCAGCAGUUCAAAGGAAUGUGAACAGUUUGCUGAAUAAAGCCUGGUCACAUGUACUAGAUCAUAACAACAACACAGCACCCCUUGAACAACUGAGCUCUUAUGUCUAGUGUAACAAAGCUCCCGUUACCAUACAAAGUGAAGUUUGAUCUCUCUAAGUUUCCAUUCAGCCCGGGGAUGAAGGCUCAAUUAAAUUCCCUUCCUCUUUUUAAAAACACUUCAGGCCUUUAAUUCAGUAUUCUUUUUUUUACACACACAAAAAUCAAACAUGUCUCUGUUCAUAUAAGAAUGAAAUUAAUUUUAAAGUCUGACAUGGUAAAAAGAAAAAUCAGAAUAAAUGCAAUGCUGUCCUUACACAAUAUAUACUUUCAUAAUAUAUCCUUUUUUAUAUAUAAAAAAUUAAAUAUUUUGGGAAAAUGGAGGAUUCUUUUGUUAGGAAGCUACUUUGUCUUAUUGGGCUUUUCCAGCUGGUGGACUGGAAUGUAUCAUCAUGAAAAAUCUCUUCUCCAUCCCUAAACUAUAUAAUGGUGAAGUUUGAAAGUGUAACAGUAAUAAAUAUUAAACAGAAUAUAUUUGAUUAUGAAAGCAGACAUGAUGAGUGAAGUGAGAUUUUUAAUUCCUCUUCUUUGUAAAUACCUUGGUAUACCUGAUCUGCAUUGUGUGUUCUUAAUUUUUGGUGGAUGCUGGUACAUUUUUUCUGCGAACUUUCAAUUAUGAAAAUUUUCCUAGACAUCCAUUAAGAUGUUAAAUAUUUGACUCAUCUUUAUAUGUAUGCAUACAUUCAUAUCUUGAUCUGAAAGGAUUAAAUACAUUGUGUUUAAAAUAUCAUGGAAGAAAUUAUUCAUGCUUCUUUCGUACAGACAUUUUUUAAAUUUAUUUCAAACAUUUAUACCCCAUCCUUCUCUACCCCUGAGGGGGGACUCAGGGCAGCUUACAAUGGCAACAAUUCGAUGCCGGCAACAUAUAAAACAUUACAGUAAAAUAUUACACAGUAAAUAAAACAUUAAAUUAAAAUCAAUUUAAAACAUUAUUAUUAGAGUAGAGGCAGGUUUUCAAAUGGUCCGGAGACUUGGAGCUAAUCCAUUGCAUGGAAAGGAUAUGGGGGAGGAAGACACUGUGCAAGGUGUACCCAACACAAAAGAUGCCCACAACAUCUGAAGACACCCAUCCGUUUGGAUGACCAAACAAGGGAACCAUGUUUGGAAAGGACCUAUAGCAGGCAAUAAAGGACCCUUCUACACUGCCAUAUACAAUUCAGAUUAUCUGCUUUGAGCUGGGUUAUAUGGCAGUGUAGACUCACUGGGGCCACAGUAGUGCAACAAGUUAAACUGUUGAACUGUUGAAUCUGCUGACGUAAAGGUUGGUAGUUUGAAGCCGUAUGUCAGGGUGAGCUCACACUGUUAGCCCCAACUCCUGCCAACCUAGCAGUUUGAAAACAUGCAAAUGUGAGUAGAUCAACCCAUACCUUCAGUGGGAAGGUAAAAGGCACCCAUGCAGUCAUGUGAACAACACAGCCAGAAGGUGUCUAUGGACAACAGGUUCCUCAGCUUGGAAAUGGAACAAGAGCAUGUUUCCAUGGCCAGAGUUGAGCACCAUCUCCAGAAAGCCGGAGAAGAAAGGGGAAGCCUUUACCUUUGUUCUGUGUAUUUGUAUGUUAUUGUUAUUUCAUUGCCAAUUUCUUGUAAAUUAAUCAAUGAAGAAAGUAAAUCCUGGCUGAUGUCUUUGUAUAUAAUACACUACUCUGGUUUUAAUAUUUUAUUAGGCUAUUUUGAAAACCCAUACAUGGUAAUACAAAAGGAAAUCCCACCGUAACUUAUAGAAGAUAACUCUUUUUUAUUGUUAGAGUCUCAGUACACAAAGAGUUUUACAAACUUUAUUGCUUUAACAUUAGAACAAUCUAAAGAUUAUAAAUAGGAUAAGGCUGCUGUUCUUUUGCAACUGAGAAAUGGUUAAGCAAAAGCCUGAUUUUCUCAGUUUUUGUUAGACUUGCUUUCUCUGCAUAGUGACUUUUGUAAUUGCGUAAUGGUGUUUUAAGUUUUAUCUCUCCCCUCCCCCCCCCCUUCGGUUCCAUACCUGUUACAAUAUCCUGUGUUUUAAAAUGUGAUUUUAAACUGUUUUUAAAUAACUGCUUUACUGGAGAGUUGUCCCUCCCCUCCCAGGGCGCUUGUGCCCCGCUUUGUGCUGGUCAGUGACCGUAAUAAAGUUUUGUACUUGUA
Anolis sagrei ordinatus is the source of this 3811-nucleotide messenger RNA. Its product is annotated as rab9 effector protein with kelch motifs-like. Gene Ontology annotation, molecular function: protein binding. NCBI's taxonomy places the organism in Eukaryota, Metazoa, Chordata, Lepidosauria, Squamata, Anolidae. The record is from RefSeq and is a predicted model, not a curated record.